Messenger RNA from Mesorhabditis spiculigera, 1779 nucleotides. NCBI's taxonomy places the organism in Eukaryota, Metazoa, Nematoda, Chromadorea, Rhabditida, Rhabditidae. The record is from the annotation of a GenBank genome assembly.
AUGCAGCUCGCCAACGUCAUCGAUAAGGCCUUCGAGGGGAUUGAUUUGAAUUUCCCGCUCAGCGUAUUUGCCGACGCAGUCCAAUUCCUAACAGUUUUGCCGAACUAUGCUGGAGGCGACGAUGUCCUGGAGGGACAAAUUAAGCCAAUCCUCAAAGACAAGCUAAUUUUAUUGCGGAACCGAUGCCUAGACGAAGCGCUCGUGCGGCAGUGUGCCAUCUGUCGGAACACCAUCGCAGCGGCGUGGGAUGACGAGGCCUUCGGAUCAUAUGCCACAAAUUUUCGCCCACUUCUUGAAAAGGCGUUGGUCUCCUACCAGGAAGACCUAGAGGAGACCAAAAAGCGAGACAUCGAGCAAGCCAUCAAGAUGCGGCACGAUGCACAGGCAAAAGUGGCUGCGGAGAUCGUCGCCAAGCGCUCUUUUUUGUCUGGCAACCACGCAAUCCGGGCAGGAUUCGGGUCCUCGCCGGUUUCACCCAAUCUGGCCUCUAGCAAUUGUGCUUCUAUGAACAUGGUGCCCUCUGAGGCGAUGGCGACAGCGAGGCGAAAUUUCGAAGGUAGUACUGCCAAGCCAGUGCCUACAGGUGCCCUUGACUCGGCCGGAACAAGAACGGCGCUACAACGGUUCCCGCCAAUAUCUGCCAAUUAUGUUGGGGGGCAAACCGCCUUGAAUUCCGAGGCUAAUUAUAUUGCAAAUACGCAUUCGCCUGCGUCAAGGAGUAUUGGCUCGGUUCGCGGAGUCAUAAAAGAGCAACCACUGGAUGAUGGUCCUCUGAAUUCAGGUGACGGUGCGAAUAAACCGCAAGGCCUCCCAAAAUUUGUGGAAACUAUUUCCACAGACAGAUGCGGCCCUACCUGUGAGCCCGUGCGGCCAGCUCCUCGCAAUCUUGGUUCAUGCAUCACUCGACAACCAACUGGUGGAUUCCAGGUCCCCAGCAGAUAUGAUUCGUCGAACAAAGAAGAAAUCAUAACGAUCAGUGAGGUGAACCCGCGCCAAUCAUUGAUUCCUCAAGGUUUUAAAGCCGCCACUCCAAUCGAGUUUAAGAAAAAUCUCCAAAGCACCCAAGACAUGAUUGGCGGACAAAGCCCGCCAACCGGAAACAGCGUCGGCCCUCACGAACCUGAGCGUAUGCUCGAUGAGUUAGAAAGCGCAAGUAUCAACGCCUAUAAGGUCCAGGCACAGAUCGCCGAAGGCAACCUUCGGGUCUUGGAAAGGAAGAUAGCUGAUCAACAAAGACGCGAAGCCGAAAUUGAUUUAGCCAUGCAAGAAUUCUGGGCCGAGCGCAAACGGUGUCUUGAGCGCUUCCACAAUGAUUCGAAGCUGCUUCUACCAACUCGCUAUGAGCAACUGCGGCAAGAUCUUCGCAAGGUCCUGAGAUCUUCGAUUCCGUGCCCUAUCCAAGAAGAGGUUGACAGACUUCGCCGUCAACACCUAGUCGAAGCGUACAGUAUUGCGACAGGAAGUGGCAAUUUGAAUCAGCAUGUGCCCAUAGAUCUCGUCGCCGAGAUAACACCCGGCCGAUUUGCAACUAUUCUCGGGAUCUACCACAAUUAUGGCAACGGGGUGGAAAAAAUUGUGUACGCCCCAAAGCAUGUCGGCGACCGCAGGAAGCUCGUGACGUAUGAAAUCCAAUAUUUCAUGAGAUGUCGCGUUGAUGCUGAUGAAACUGAUAUCGUCGAAAUCUGUGUGCGGCAUGGCGAAUUGCGCACAAGCGACGCGGUCACCACCUACCGUGGCAAAAUCGAAUAUGCGUUUGUGAGUGGAGUGGAAAUUAUUAGA